AUGGAGGUGGAUGAUGGUACUCAGGAGAAUCACCCACCACGUUGUGUGGCCACCUUUGGGACAGCUCUGACUGCCGGUCAGCUAGAGCUAGGAACCCCUCACGGGGAUCCCCCACAGGGAGCCGCAUUUGGCGCCCAACGUUGGUGUCUCCAUUCUCCUUAUCGGCCGACCCGUUCUUCGGAAUCCCUCACGUCUGGCGCGGAGGCCCGUUUCCUUCAGUCGCUCCAAGAUGAGCUUGUUUCUCGUAAGGUCCAUGUCUCUAAGGCUGAUCUUUGCCAGUUCCUUAAUGUUGUCCACCGUGCCUCCCCGUGGUUUGCUUUCACUGCGCCUAAAAUCGCCCGCUCCACCUGGCUCACCAUAGGUAACGAUCUCACUGCCUUCUGUGAUAAGCAGAAUGACCCUGCCUUUAAGGACUGUAUUCUUAAAUACUGGCAGCUUCUUGACAGCAUCAUCACCGCUGCCCCCAUUUCUUCCUCCUGCGCCGAUAUUCUUAAAGCAGGAGAAGCGGUUCUUGCCUCAGCCUCCCGUUCUCACACCCCUGCGUCGCCCACUCCUUCUCGGGACGGUGCCUCCGCCGUCUCUCAGCCCCCUCCCUACGUUCCUCCCCCUCCUUCUGCACCCGCUGCUCCUGUUUCUUCCUCCACUUCCUCUUUCCUUCCUCUUACCCGUGCCCCGUUCCCCGAUCACCUCUCUCCCGAGGACGAGGCCACUCUGGAACAAGCUGCUGCCGCCUACGAUUCCCGCUCACAGCCAUUGCCCCCUCCCCCUGACUCUGCCGCUCCCUCCCAGCCGACUCCUUCGCAGUUUCAGUCUGCUAUGGAUAAAAUCUGUUCUUCUCUAGACCGCAUCCUCUCCCAUGUUGCCCCCCCUCCCUCACCGGCCUCUGUGCCCCUCCAAGCUUUCCCUGCUAUUCUCCACCCCACAUCCGAGCCUUCUCUGCCUGCGCCCCCGCCCUUGCCUGAUCCUCCCCAUUCCUCCCCGGCUGCUUCCUCUGCCUCCUCUCACCCUAUGGUUACUCGUUCACAGGCUGCUGCGGGGCUCCCUCCCGAUGACGGUGCCUCUAAUGACGGUGUUGGGCAUGCCCCAGGAAACGCUGGCCCCUUGCCUCCGUCACCUCCCCGUCGUCGCGGCCCUGGAGCUAUUUACCGGGAGAAUAUAGAAAUCAGGGAUUUGGACCAAGCCUCCCUUAAGGAGGUUCGCAAGGCUGUCCUUGAAUACGGAGUUCAGGCCCCCUACACCCUCUCCUGCCUUGAAAGUCUUUCCUUUGGGGGGAAUCUCUUUCCUAUCGAGUGGCGCAUAACUGUCCGCCGCUGUCUUAAGCCUGAACAAAUUAUCCUUUGGGAGGCUGAAUUCCUCAAUUACUGCAAGGAACUCGCCCGUGAUCAUGAACUUGAAUUUCUCCAGAUCUCUGGCUCUAAACCCUAUGAUACCAUUCAGGCCCAACGUCCUAUUCCUUACCAUUUGCUCAACCUUACCUCCCAGGCUGCUCUUCGCGCAUGGAAAGCUAUUCCUUCCGGGGGCCCCAACCUCCCUCUUGUCAAGAUUCAGCAAGCAGAUGAUGAGCCCUAUCAUGCCUUUAUCUCUCGCCUCCUUGAGGCUAUUGAUCGUACUACCGGCAUUACUGACACCUCUAAUCCUUUUGUCAAGCAGCUGGCUUUUGAAAAUGCCAACCCUGCUUGUCGACAGAUUCUUAAAGGGCCUUCACCCUCUCGCUCUCUUGAAGAGAUGAUUUCUCUUUGUAAAAAUGCACACUCUUUUGCAACCCAGGUUGCGGGCGCUCUAGUUGCUUUUCAAGGUCAAAACUCAGGCCACAUCUGCUAUUCUUGUGGCAGGCCUGGCCAUUUUGCAGGUCGCUGCCCUGAGCGACGCGCCCCUGACAUCCAAGCCGGCUCCACCUCUGCAAGACCCUCUCUUUGCCCCCGCUGCCGCCGCAGCCAGCACUGGAAAACCUCUUGCCGCGCCACCACUGACGUGGAAGGCAACUAUCUCAGCCCUAACCCUCUCCUUGACCGCCGCCCCAACAGAGCUCCCAUGCAGGGACCCUCGAUUCCCACACAGGGAAAAUCCCCCAGGGGCCACCCCCAGGCCCCGCGCUCCAAGCCUCGCCACAUCAAUUUUGUUCCAGCCUCGGAGGCUCAGACUGGACUUCCCUCCACCCAACACCAAGUUCUUUAUCAGCACCACCCCUCCCAAGCCCUCGUCCCUCAACCGCCACCCUCUUCCGGGCCACCCCAGGUUCCGCAGGACUUGACUUGUGUGCCUCCUCCCCCCACCUACUAG
Molecule: messenger RNA, 2280 nt
Organism: Suncus etruscus (white-toothed pygmy shrew)
Lineage: Eukaryota; Metazoa; Chordata; Mammalia; Eulipotyphla; Soricidae
Product: endogenous retrovirus group K member 8 Gag polyprotein-like
Exons: 3
Coding region: 1-2280 (759 amino acids)
Biological process (GO): viral process
Molecular function (GO): nucleic acid binding; structural molecule activity; zinc ion binding
Source: RefSeq, a predicted model, not a curated record